Molecule: messenger RNA, 1038 nt
Organism: Ceratitis capitata (Mediterranean fruit fly)
Lineage: Eukaryota; Metazoa; Arthropoda; Insecta; Diptera; Tephritidae
Exons: 1
Coding region: 358-762 (134 amino acids)
Source: RefSeq, a predicted model, not a curated record
AACAUUCAAGGCAACAACAAUUUGCGUAGCUACCAAGCAAAAUUUUUUCGUGGCCAUAAUAAAUUGUGUUUUUCUCAAACAAUCAUCAUAAGCUGGUCGAACAACUUUCGCAGCGAUUUCAUAUUUUAAAAUAGGCAAACUGCGUGAUUUUCACAGUACGGUUUUAGAACGCCAACAAAGCAAACGAGCUGGUAAAAAUUAACGGAAAACUAAGAAAUAAUAAAUAAAGAGAAAACCGGCCCAUAAGGCUUAAGCUACAGCCUACAGUGAAAGGAUUAUAAAAAGGAUAAUAUUAAUUUUCAUUUCUUUUGAAGCACCCAUACACGCACAUACAUACACAAAUACAGCGCCAACAGGAUGCCCUUAAGAAAGAAAAGUGAUUAUAUACCCAUCAAAUGUGAGGGUUGGAAUGGCAAAUUCGUUUAUGAUAAUGGCGCAGCGAAUAAUGUUUCCAAAGUACGUCGACACAAUCAAAAUGUUACGGAUACCUCCAAUUUCUACGGUUACAGCAACGAGCCGAUCGUUUUGCCUGUAAGCUGGGAUGGCACAUUCGCCAAAAGCGGUGAAACACGCAUACAACCGGAUCGUAAUCGUUCCGAUGACGCUGAAUAUUAUCAAUACAAUACAGAACCCACAAUUUUGCCAACACAAUGGAGUGGUGAAUUUCAACUAGAUCCCAAUGAUAUACGUAUCAAGCCGGAGCGAAAUUUCUCAGACCCACGGGACUAUGCGGAAGCGAAUCGUUUCAAGCGCGUUAGUUAGAUGGAGAGAUAGAAGUUGAAACUGGUGUUUCCAGGUGUUCAGCGCUGAAAAUUGUUUAAGUGUUUGUUUUCUUUUUCUUACUAACAACGCAUUUUUUGUGAAUUACUACAAAUACAUACAUAUACACGGUUUUCCCUUCACAGUACACCAACAGCGACAGAUUGAGUUUCGUUGAACUGGAUGAACUAUAAUUAGUGAAUUUUCGCAAUUUUCUUAUAUUGCGCUACUAAAUGAAAAGUUUUAGAUUUGGAGAUUGUGAUUGUGUUUGUAAAGAAA